This is a messenger RNA of Acytostelium subglobosum LB1, 693 nucleotides long. RefSeq lists its product as hypothetical. The record is from RefSeq and is a predicted model, not a curated record. The coding region runs from base 1 to 693 and encodes 230 amino acids. Lineage: Eukaryota; Evosea; Eumycetozoa; Acytosteliales; Acytosteliaceae. The transcript has a single exon.
AUGGCGCACAUCAGAUCGACCAUCAACAACAUACUCAAUGAGAUCAAUGAUGUCAACUCAAUGCUAAACAUGUCACACCUUCUCCCAAAAGACCUCAACAAUGACAACAACACCAUCGAUAAUGCUACGUUGACGACAAUCAAAUCAUGUGACUCUGUUGAACAGUUUGUCAACAAGUACAACAAUUCACAAUCAGAUGAUAAUGGACAAUUGGGUGACAAUGAGUUGUUGAUAAUGAUCAAGAAUCAUCAACAUAUGCUGCUCACAACAUAUGACCAGGUGUACAUGGACAAGAUGGAGGCGUACCGAGUCGAGACCGACUCAAAAAAGUUGAAUUAUAUCCAGAACCAGAUAGAGACCUGCUUCAGCAUAUUCAACAUUGCUGGUACUCCAAUGUUGGCACCUAAGCCAAGGGCUCCAAUGAAUACAAAAGAUGGUAUCGUCGUGUCGGUGGCAGACACUGGGAUAGCACUACUCUCACUGGGCGAUAUAGAAUGGCGUACGUUCAAAGACGCCAAGAGCUCAUUCAUUGGGACGUACAACUCUGUGGUCUACGCUCGUGGUGCUUUAUAUGCGUUUGGUGGCAGGGACUCUCAUCAUUCUACGCAAAGCUCACGUUUCAAGGAGGACACUGGAGCACAUAUCUACCGAUCACCAAUGUCAGCGGUGGCAAUAAUGCUACGAUGGCAAUAA